This is a messenger RNA of Anoplopoma fimbria (sablefish), 4170 nucleotides long. It is a transcript of the gene tyro3, whose product is annotated as TYRO3 protein tyrosine kinase. The record is from RefSeq and is a predicted model, not a curated record. The transcript has 19 exons. Gene Ontology annotation, biological process: cell surface receptor protein tyrosine kinase signaling pathway; nervous system development; cell migration. Gene Ontology annotation, cellular component: signaling receptor complex. Gene Ontology annotation, molecular function: protein binding; transmembrane receptor protein tyrosine kinase activity; ATP binding. Bases 176 to 2764 code for a protein of 862 amino acids. Lineage: Eukaryota; Metazoa; Chordata; Actinopteri; Perciformes; Anoplopomatidae.
GUGUGCAAAUGUUUGUCUUUGAUAACAUGAACUUUCUGCGUCUCCUCCUCCGGGAGCUCAGCACUGUGUCCGGCUGGAGAUGAGGCUUCAGUGACGGACAGAGCCGAGCCGAGCCGAGUUAACCGAGUUAACCGAGUUAACCGAGUUAACCGAGUUCACCGGCUCAUGUGAGAGGAUGAAGCUGCUGCUGUGGACUCUGCUGCUCGCGGUGCGGAGUCGUGCGGGGAGCUGCGGGAACGGCGUGUCGUUCACGAAGCAUCCGUCCAAUCAGACGGUGUCUCAGGGCAACGCGGCGAGGCUGGGCUGUGCAGUCCAGGGUCUGACGGAACCGGACAUCUUCUGGAGGAAAGACGGAGAGAAACUGUACAGCACCGACCAGAUGUUCAUCACACUGGGAGAGCAGCACUGGGAGACCUACCACAGUGUGAAGUCGGUGCAGCAGCAGGAUGCGGGUCAGUACUGGUGUGAGGUGGAGUUCCACGACCUGACGUUCUCCUCUGAACGAGCCUGGAUCACAGUGGAAGGUGUCCCUCACUUCCUCCAGGAGCCUCAGGACGUGUCCUCGUUCCCCAACGUCCCCUUCAACCUCACCUGUGCUGCCGUCGGCCCCCCCGAGCCCGUGGAGGUGCUGUGGUGGCUGGGGGGGGUCCAGGAGGGGGAGCCCAGACCGUCCCCCUCCGUCCUCCACGUCCAAGGAGUGAACAUCAGUGUGAAGUUUUACUGUGAAGCGAAGAACACCAGAGGAAUCUCCGUCUCUAGAACAGGAACCGCUCACAUCAAAGUGUUGCCGGCGGCGCCGGUCGGGCUGCAGGUCCUGAGGAUGGUGGACAACAACGUCACGUUGUCAUGGAAACCGGGAUUCUCAGGAUACUCUGAGCUGUCCACCUGCAUCGUCCAGCUGUCGAGGCGGUCGGUCCGGAGGUGGGACCUCCCUCAGCAGGAGGUCCAGGUUCCUCCUCACCUUCAUGUCCUGUCUGGUCUGAGGAGUCACUCCAACUACAGCGUCAGAGUGUCCUGUGUGAACGAGGUGGGGGCGUCGCCCUUCUGCUCCUGGCUGCACUUCAUGACCCCUGAGUCAGAACCCUCCGCGGCCCCCAGGAACCUCACCUUCCAGCUGUCGGAGCAGCAGCUGGCUCUGAACUGGGCCGGACUGCAGGAGGAGGAGCUGCAGGGGAGACUGUUGGCCUACAAGGUGCAGUGGACUCUGGGAGGAGAACCACAGGAGCCGCUGCUGUUCAAGGAGAACCGGGCCCAGCUGUCCGGAGGAGGCCGGUUCUUUAACGCCUCCUUCCAGGUGUCGGCGUGCACCUCGGUGGGCUGUGGACCCUGGAGCCCCCCGGUGCUGGUGCUGCCGGCCUCAGUCCAGGUCCAGGUCCAGCGGAGCCACAUGUGGGUCGGUCUGCUGCUGGGUCUGCUGGUGGCCACCGUGGUCGGACUGCUGCUCACCGGCGCCGCUCACCGCCACGAGAAAGAGACGCAGUUUGGGUCGGCCUUUAAGGCUCCGGGUCCAGAGAGCUCGGUCUCCUUCACGGCGGCUCGGUCCUUCAACAGGAACUGUGCGGAGCUGCAGGACUCCACAUUGGACAGUCUCGGUAUAAACGAGGACCUGAAGAACAAACUGCAGGACGUUCUGAUUCCAGAGCGUCUGCUCACACUGGGACACAUGCUGGGGAAAGGUGAGUUCGGCUCGGUGCGGGAGGCGUUCCUGAAGACGGAGGACUCGUCCGUCAUGAAGGUGGCGGUCAAAGUGCUGAAAUCUGACAUCACUUCGUCAUGUGACAUCGAGCAGUGUCUGAAGGAGGCGGCCUACAUGAAGGACUUCCAUCAUCCAAACGUCAUCCAGCUCAUCGGAGUGAGUCUUCACCGGCGUGCGGGCCAGCGGCUGCCGAUCCCGAUGGUGGUUCUGCCAUUCAUGAAGCACGGAGAUCUGCACACGUUCCUGCUGCUGUCCCGACUCGGAGAACUUCCUGUUGACUUGUCUGUGCAGACUCUGCUGCGCUUCAUGUUGGACAUCUCUCGGGGGAUGGAGUACCUGAGCGGUCGGAGCAUCAUCCACCGAGACCUCGCCGCCCGAAACUGCAUGCUGAAUGAGAACAUGACGGUGUGUGUGGCAGACUUCGGUCUCUCUAAGAAGAUCUACAGUGGAGAUUAUUACAGACAGGGCUCCGUCUCUAAACUUCCUGUGAAGUGGAUCGCUCUGGAGAGUCUGGCUGACAACGUGUACACAACACAGAGCGACGUGUGGGCGUUUGGCGUGGCGAUGUGGGAGAUCAUGACUCGAGGUCAGACUCCGUACCCCGGUGUGGAGAACUCAGAGAUCUACGAGUAUCUGAUCAAAGGAGAGCGACUGAAGAAACCUCCAGACUGCAGAGACGACAUAUAUGAGGUCAUGCACAGCUGCUGGAGUCCCGUCCCUAAAUGUCGUCCCAGCUUCCAGCAGCUGGUCGCUCAGCUGGAGGCGCUGAGUCUCAGUCUGUGCCCCGCCCCCCCGCUGCUCUACGUCAACCUGGAGGGGGAGGAGGAGGAGGGAGGGGGGGCGGUCGGGGUGAGGGCCCCGGGGCCGCAGGAGGACGGGGCCCCCGGCUGGAGCGUCCCGUGGCAGCAGCGGGCGGAGGACGAGGAGAAGGACUGGCUGAUGGUGGGGUCAGAGGUCGCACUGGCCAUCGGAGGAGACUACAGGUACAUCAUGGGGCCCUGUGGGGAGGGGGAGGGGGCGGAGUCGCUGGUCAGAGACGAGGACGACGACGUAGUCAUUAAUGUCUGACCAAUCACAGCCCUCCUCCUCCUCCUCCCACCUGAGCAGAGAGGGACGCUCACUUUAAGGCAUCGAGCAGCAGCAGGCGGGUGGAGACAAACAAUCAGUACUCCUCAUGACACACUGGAACUCUGUGUACUGAUUGUACCCUCUGCUAGUACUCUCUGCAUGCACUGAUACUACUGUGCGCACUAAUAGUACUCUGUGUACUGAUAGUACUGAUUAGUACUCUUUCAGUUCUGUUUUAAAGGAACAACCUAACAGUGUGUCUCUAACUCGUCUUUGUCUCUUCUUCAGUGUCAGUAGUAUUUAGACGUGUCUCAGUAGUGAUGUGUUUCUCUGAGGCGUCUCUUAAAGCUACAGACACCCUGGUAGAUAUUUAACGUCUUCAGGUACUGUGAUGAUGUUCUGACUCUGAGUUCUCCGAUAGAACCGCUCACAUCAUUAUUAUUUAUUCUGGUUUGAAACAGUAUUUAAAUCUAAACUCAGUCCGUCUCCAGACUCUGUGUUUAAAAGUUUAAAAUACUGAAACGACGGGGGAGCCUGAAGGCCACACCUUCAUCCUUUAACCUGAUCACACUGACAGGAAGUAGAGCGCCUGAUGAAGACUCUCUAACCUUCAUCCUCACCUCACGUACUUAGGUCAUGUGAUCACGGAACCUUCAGCAGAUGAAGGCCAUGAGAUGUGAGUGAGAGCUCUGGAAACCUUUACCGUUUUACAGUCGGCUUCAGGAGUUUAAAGGAUUCCGAUCUUUGGACGAAUAACUUCUAAAUGUUUUAGUUUACCUCAACGAGAAUCAUCAGCAGAACGAGUCGCUUUAAACUCUCAAUCUUUACCGAUGUUUCAUUAACGGCUGAGUCACUAAUAACCCCUAGUUCAUCAUGUCAGCUGCUGUUCUGUCUUUAACACGUCCUCAGAGACGCUAGAGACACUAGAGACGUUAAAGACACUAGAGACGUUAGAGACACUAGAGACGUCAGAGACACUAGAGACGUUAGAGACACUAGAGACGUUAGAGACACUAGAGACGUUAAAGACACUAGAGACGCUAGAGACGUCAGAGACACUAGAGACGUUAAAGACACGAGACGCUAAAGACACUAGAGACGUUAGAGACGUCAGAGACACUAGAGACGUUAAAGACACUAGAGACGCUAGAGACGUUAAAGACACUAGAGACGUUAAAGACACUAGAGACGUUAGAGACGUUAAAGACACGAGACGCUAGAGACGUUAAAGACACUAGAGACGUUAGAGACGUCAGAGACACUAGAGACGUUAAAGACACUAGAGACGUUAGAGACGCUAGAGACGUUAAAGACACUAGAGACGUUAUAGACACUAGAGACGUUAAAGACGUUAGACACGUUAAAGACACUAGAGACGUUAGACACUAGAGACACUAGAGACGUUA